UUGAAUUAUGAUAUGUAAACUUCAAGUAAGAAAAUCGAAACCAAAGUAUGAAAGUUAAAUACAUUUAUAAAAAAUGCAUCAUUGUUUAUCUAAUUACACUUUGGAUUCGCCGAAUGGCACCAUCACCACCCCUUGCAACGUUACUAAUAUGACAUCCGUUAGUGAAGACGAUGAUCUUCCAGAUGAUGUUAUUUUUUGGGAUCAUCCCGAAGAAAUGCUUAUACCAUGGCUUGUUAGCAAUUAUUUUUUUCCUAUCGUUAUCACCUAUAUCAUUACAUUUGUUGUGGGAGUAUCCGGUAAUGCUGUCGUCAUAUCAGUCAUGGCAGGUGAUAGAACAUCCAGAAACGUAACGAGCAUUUUUCUCGUAAGCUUAGCCGUUGCUGAUCUCCUUCUAUUAGUUAUAUGUGCACCUUUGGAUGUGGCACAUUAUUUUGUAGUUCAAUGGGAUCACGAAGGAGCCAUAUGUAAAUUGGCUGCAUAUGCCGAAACUGUAUCUGCAUUUGCAUCUGUACUGAAUCUUGUUGCUGUGACGUUAGAAAGAUUCGUCGUAAUUGUUUUCCCAAUUCGUUCAAGAUCUGUUUGCACCAUGAGCAACUGCAAAAAAUUAAUGAUUUUUGUAUGGAUCGUUUCUCUUCUGUUAGCAAUCCCUGCAGUCGCUACUAAAAAUAUCGAAAAAUUGAUAUUUACUAACCACAAAGUAACUGUGAUCCUCUUCUCUUGUAAAGAAUUGGAUGAUUGGAGAGGUUUUACAGUGGCUGUUUACCGUUUAGUUAUGCUAUUUGCUUUACCUUCCGUUCUGAUGAUUGUCUGUUAUGCUCGAGUUAUCAUGGAAUUGUGGAUCAGCACAAGAACUAUGGAUGAAUUAACUAAUACUGUAGCGAAUGUUGGGGUGCAAAGAUUAAAUCGCAUAGAUUCUCGUUCUAGUAUUAGUCGUGAUUCCCAUCUUUCCUGUCAUCAGAAUCGUUUACUUGUCAGAGAUCCCAUGAAUACUGAAUAUCGAGAUGUAAAAAAGGCUAGACAACAGGUAAUCAAGAUGUUGAUAUUGGUUGUGGUCUUAUUUUUGGUGUGUUGGGGUCCUAAAUUGCUGAUGGAAAUCAUUCGAAACUGCUGUUUGGAUGUCUACAAUCACGGAAUUUAUACAAGUCGCUUUAUAUUUUAUCUUCUCCCCUUCGUUCACAGUUGUUUAAAUCCUAUCGUUUAUUGUUUUAUGUCAACGAAAUUUCGAAGAAGAAUGUUUCGUUGUUUCGAACGUACUUGUGGCAAUACUUGCGUUUCAAUAUGUUGCUGUAAGACUCCAUCAGUUAGAAGACAAGCCAGACAUAUGAGCACCAUGUCCAGAAAUGGUACAACUAGAGUGGGUUCUACUUAUACUUUCACUUCCUAUACUUGUAGUCCUUCUGGUGAAACAACAAAAAUUACAGAACUUGAUACUGUCACAUUAUAAUGGGCUUAACAUCGACAUUAAGUCAUCGUAUCCCACCUUUUGUCACAUGUAUUGCACUGUAAAAUAUUCAGUUUUAAUUCCAUUUAUUAAUCUAUUUGUAUGUAUGUACAUUA
Molecule: messenger RNA, 1557 nt
Organism: Centruroides sculpturatus (bark scorpion)
Lineage: Eukaryota; Metazoa; Arthropoda; Arachnida; Scorpiones; Buthidae
Product: allatostatin-A receptor-like
Exons: 5
Coding region: 74-1444 (456 amino acids)
Biological process (GO): G protein-coupled receptor signaling pathway
Cellular component (GO): plasma membrane
Molecular function (GO): G protein-coupled receptor activity
Source: RefSeq, a predicted model, not a curated record